GUUUUUUCAAUCUUUCAGGACCAGCCCUGGACCAGCUCCUCCUCCAGAGCUGGGGCUCGGAGCCUGCAGGAGGCGCUGCUGAGGACAGGGGGCUGGAGGGACUCCCCCCACCUCCUGAUGGGGGGCGGGAGUCAGACGAACGAGGGAGAAGAGGAAGGGAAGAACAGAGGAAUUCUCGGAAGAAUCCUGGACAUCCUGCAGCCUCAACUGACCAAAGACUUGUGGCAUCGCUAUGAAGCAGUGAAGCUCGUGUUCGCGUGGACGCUCCUGCAGGUGACUCGUCCCUCUCUCUCCCCUCACCUGUCUCGCCUCCUUCCCCCUUCCCUCCUCCUCACAGACCACUUCAGACAAGAGAACUGCAUUCUGGGAGUACGCUGUCUGCAUCACAUUGUACUCAACACGCCUGCUGCUGAUCUGCGUCAGUUCAACAGAGCAGAAGUUCUCUACCAGGCGUUAUUCAAACAUCUGUACUCUACAGACACUGCUGUAAUCAAG
This is a messenger RNA of Notothenia coriiceps (black rockcod), 495 nucleotides long. RefSeq names its product TELO2 interacting protein 2 (gene tti2). The annotation marks the transcript as partial. Gene Ontology annotation, cellular component: cytosol; TTT Hsp90 cochaperone complex; nucleus. The transcript is spliced from 4 exons. The record is from RefSeq and is a predicted model, not a curated record. Lineage: Eukaryota; Metazoa; Chordata; Actinopteri; Perciformes; Nototheniidae.